Nematocida major is the source of this 672-nucleotide messenger RNA. Its product is annotated as TP53 regulating kinase. Gene Ontology annotation, biological process: protein phosphorylation. Gene Ontology annotation, cellular component: cytosol. Gene Ontology annotation, molecular function: ATP binding; protein serine/threonine kinase activity. The record is from RefSeq and is a predicted model, not a curated record. Bases 1 to 672 code for a protein of 223 amino acids. NCBI's taxonomy places the organism in Eukaryota, Fungi, Microsporidia. The transcript has a single exon.
AUGGAAAGUGUUUCUACGGGGGCAGAGGCAGUGGUGUACAAAAGAGAUGCAUACAUUCUGAAGGUGCGCGUGCAGAAAACUUACAGAAUUCCCGAAAUAGACAGCAGCAUACGAAAGUCCCGAACGCGGCUUGAGCAGAUGCUCCUGCGCAGAAUCGAGCACUUGGACAUCUCCCCCAAAGUGCACGAGCUGGGGCCGGAAGAGGCGGCAGAGCUGCUCGAAAUAAGCAGCAGCAUGCAGCCUAUGUACACUAUAAAAAUGGACUGUCUAUCCGGAGUAACCCUAAAAGAUGCACUCUUGGCUGCUGGAAAGGAAGGCCAAGCCCGCACAAUGGAACUUCUGUGUAAGGUGUACGCAUCUGUAGGGAAGCUGCACGCAGCAGGCGUGAUGCACGGCGACCUUACUUUGAACAAUUUUAUAAUAGACGGAGAGUCAGUGAAAAUACUGGACUUUGGCUUGGGGAAGCUUGGGGUCAAGGCAGAAGACAAAGCUGUGGACUUGUAUGUGCUGGAGAAAACAAUUUUGGCCAGCCAGAACUUGGCUCUUGAGGACCUGUGCAGGGUCGCUCUUCCAGAGUAUGAAAAGCAUACGCAGAAAGGCGGAAUCGUGCUGGACAAACUAAAGGAGGUUCGCAGGCGAGGGAGAAAGCGGGAGCUUAGUGCAGUGGGAUAG